Molecule: messenger RNA, 1015 nt
Organism: Poecilia reticulata (guppy)
Lineage: Eukaryota; Metazoa; Chordata; Actinopteri; Cyprinodontiformes; Poeciliidae
Gene: naif1
Product: nuclear apoptosis inducing factor 1
Cellular component (GO): nucleus
Source: RefSeq, a predicted model, not a curated record
CUUACGCACGUUCACCUCCGUCCGGGAGCGUCUCCCGCAGGUCAUGGCUUCGGCCGCCAAGAAGAGGAAGAUGAAUUUCUCGGAGCGGGAGGUGGAGAUCAUCGUGGAGGAGAUAGAGAAGCAGAAGCAGACCCUGGUGAGCCACUUCAACGCGGGAGUCACGCACAUGGCCAAGAACAACGCCUGGGUGGACAUCCUGAAGAAGGUGAACGCCGUCACCACCUGCCCGCGCGAGCUGCCCGAGGUCAAGAAGAAGUGGUCCGACAUGAAGACCGAGGUCCGCCGGAAGGUGGCCCAGGCCCGGGCCGCCAUCGAGGGCACGGCCGCGGACUGCGCUCCGGUCCCGGUCAUCCUCACCGCCAUGCAGCAGCGGAUCUGCAACCUGCUGGGGGAGGCGACCAUCAUCAGCCUGCCGGCCGGGGACCCGGAGGCGGAGCUCAGCCUGCCGGCGGCGGCGGCGGCGGCGGCGGGGAGCCUGGCGGAGGCUGCUCCAGGACCAGCAGGGGGCGUCGGUGAGGAGCCCAAACCGCUGACCGCUGAAACCACGUACCACGCCCUGGAGGACGGCGGCGUGGUGGAGUACUGCACCGCCGCCGUCGUCGUAGGAGACUCCGCCCCCGCCGUGAUGGCCGCCGCGGAAACGCCGGUGGAGAUGCUGACGCCGUCGCUCGCCUCGCCGGCGCCGCAGGCCAAGCCGCAGGAGCUGAAGAGCCGCAUCGCCCUGAACUCGGCGCGCCUGCUGCAGGAGCAGCGCGUCACCAACGUCCACAUCCGCCAGAUCGCGCAGCACCUGGAGGGGCAGAACGAGCUGCUGCAGGUGAUGCGGCGCAGCCAGGAGGCGCAGGCGCUGGCGCAGGAGCGGCAGGCGCAGGCGCUGGAGGGGACGCAGGCCGCGCUGCUGGCGCUGGUCCAGAUGCUGCGCCCCGCGCUCAAGGACCUCAGGAAGUUCCUGCAGAGCGGCGCCGAGCCGGCGCCCCCGGCGACGGUGAACCAGGAAGUUGGGAUCCGGUUCUGA